GCGAUAUAUUGUUUGUUAUGGGCGAGGAUAGGCCACGAACCACUUACCAAAAGUAGAAUAAUUUGUUAAUUUUAUCUUGCAACUUACGGACUGUAGCAGAAAAUAUCCUCAACAUUGUGAGACUACUUUCAGAAUCCUGUAUAAAGCGCUUCCGUGCAGUUUUGAAGAUGUGACCUUCAAAGCCCUCGUCAUAAUGACAGAAAGAACAGUGACUAAUUUUCAGGGAUGUACCACAGGCUAACCUUGUUUGUGAGUGAAAAGACACCGCACAGAGACUGAGUUGCUGGGAGAACAAAAAAACACAAGAUGGAGGACGAACAAUAUGAAAAGGGUGUGGAGGAUAUGAUAAACCUCAGUGUUCUGGAUGAAGGCACAAUUCUCCACAACCUCCAGGCUAGAUAUGAAAGGGAGCAUAUUUAUACGUUUGUGGGAAGUAUCCUGGCAUCGGUCAAUCCCUACAAGAUGUUCAAUAUCUAUGGCCGAGACAUGGUCAAGAAGUAUGAGGGACAACCACUUGGAAGCUUACCACCUCACCUGUUUGCCAUUGGAAGUGUGUCCUAUGCCCGGAUGCUGAAGGAAAAGGAGAACCAAGUGAUUGUUAUCAGUGGUGAGAGUGGAGCUGGUAAAACGGAGGCCACCAAGCUGGUGAUGCAAUAUUUGGCUGCUGUUAAUAAAUCCGGUAAUGAUCUCAUCACUGAACAAAUCCUCGAGGCCAACCCGCUCCUCGAGUCCUUCGGCAAUGCAAAAACCAUCCGAAAUGACAACUCCAGCAGAUUCGGCAAAUAUAUUGAAGUGUUCUUUAAAACGGGUUCCAUAGUUGGAGCACGAACAUCUGAAUACUUACUGGAGAAAUCUCGUCCUCGUAACCCAGGUCUGUACAAUUCAGCGGCAGAAGAAAGAAACUACCAUGUAUUUUAUGAGAUGUUGUCUGGGUUUACUGAUGAGCAAAAGGGAAAGUAUGGGCUCCAGGCUGCCAACAAAUACUUCUACCUGAACCAGGGUGGAAGUUGUAGUAUCUCAGGACGAGAUGACGCAGACAAUUUCCGGACUCUCAGUGCCGCCAUGGAAGUUCUCAACUUCGAGAGACACGAACAGGAGACGAUUUUCAAGAUACUUUCAUGUGUCUUACAUUUAGGCAAUAUUUAUUUCAAAGCAAUACAGCACGACAAUGGCCACGACACAGUUUUACUUGGGAGUGAUGCUGAACUCAAGUGGAUCUCCCAUCUGCUUCAGCUGUCUGAGGACUGGUUACAGCAAGCUCUCACCACCAAAGUCACGGAAACGCGAGGUGAUCGUGUUCUCACACCGUUUAACAUAGACCAGGCUCUGGACUCCAGGGAUGCUAUAUCCAAAGCUCUUUAUAGUCGGCUGUUUACUUGGUUAGUGGAGAGAGUCAACCUCAUCAUCUGCCGGGCCGAACGAGAAAAGACAUCGGCCAUAGCCGUUCUAGAUAUUUUCGGGUUUGAAGACUUUCAUGUGAACAGCUUUGAGCAGCUGUGUAUCAACUAUGCAAAUGAGACAUUACAGUUCUUCUUCAACCAACACAUCUUCCGACUUGAGCAGAAGGAAUACGCUAAAGAGAACAUUGACUGGUCAUCUAUAGAAUUCCAAGACAACCAGCCAGUCAUUGACCUCCUCGCCAGCAAACCCGCUGGAAUCCUAGUCAUCCUAGACGACGAAUGCAGCUUUCCUCAGGCUACGGAUCUCUCAUUCCUGGAGAAAUGUCACUUUCAUCACUCCAGUAAUUCUCUGUAUGACAAACCACGGAUGUCUGUCCCCGAGUUUUAUGUCCUCCACUUCGCUGGGAAGAUCAAAUACAAUGUGGACCAUUUCCUGGAGAAGAACAAAGACACACUGAGGAGUGAUGUUGUAGAACUUUUGUGUGAGAGUAAAAACAGGAUGAUUGCAUCCAUGUUCAAAGAAAUGCGAGAUCGACUUAUUACAAAGACACUGAGCAAGUCAACUGGGCGCUACGUGACCCUCAAACCCAGGACUCCCACAGUGGCAGCAGGCUUUACCGAGUCACUGCUCUCCCUGAUAGACACAAUGUCAAAAUGUAACCCGUACUUUGUGCGGUGUGUAAAACCAAACAACCACAAGGCCCCGAUGCAGUUUGAGAAGACGGUGGUAUUAGACCAACUAAGGUACACCGGGAUGCUGGAAACCAUCCGUAUCCGUAAAAUGGGCUUCCCUAUCCGAGUCAAAUUCCCAGUCUUCAUCGAGAGGUAUCGUUUCCUCCUGAUGGGUAAAAUUAAUGACAGAUUAUUACCAACGGAGGUGUGUAACAAGAUUCUGUUAACCCAGGGUCCAUCAAUGUCACACAUGUACAGGAUUGGGGCCACAAAGGUUUUCAUGAAGGAGACAUUUGAGCAGCAGCUAGAUGUGCAUGCCAAGAACAUCGUAAACAAUUCUGUCGUCACCAUCCAGAAACUCACACGCAUGUUCCUGGCACGUAGAAAAUUCAAACACUUACAGUCCGCCACAUGCAAGAUCCAAGCUGUUAUAAAGACUUGGGUUGAAAGAAAGAAGUAUCUGAAGGUUCGGAAUGGAAUCAUCAAAGCUCAAGCCCAGAUUCGAAUGCGUAGGCAGCGCAGAAAAUAUCUUUAUGCUCGGGAGGAAAUAAAACGCAAAGCUGAACAAGAACGGAUUGAUCGCCGAAAACGUGAGGAACAAGUCAAAAUGGAACAAGAAGAAAAAGAGAGACAGACCAAGGCGAUGGAAGCUAUCGCCAACCUGGAGAUCCCCGGGGAGCUAGCCUAUGUUUACAGUAAACUGGAUGACUGGCAGUCGGUACACACAGAGCGUCACAUUGGCCAGGUGUCUGGUACUGUAGCCCACAUGGAUCAGAAGUACCAACUUCCAACAGAUGUUGAUUCUCACGCAUUCAGCAAAUUUGCCAAUGUCUAUUUUAGUAAUCCCGAUUGGGGUGUGCUUAUGACGCCUAUUAAGGCAGGUCUUACAAAACUCCAGGGUGAAGACCUCAACAAUCGGGCUGUGUCCGUCUUCAAAAUGAUUUUGCGGUACAUGGGAGAUUCUCACCUAAGUAAAAGGAGAGAGAAGGCUAUGGCAGACUACAUAGUACAGAUGGGUCUGAACAACGAAGGACUUUGUGAUGAAAUUUACUGCCAGGUUGCUAACCAGUGCUGGAACAACCAGGACCUAACAGCUUUAGGACGGUCCUGGAGUCUAAUGGCCGCCUGCCUUAGUGCUUUCCCUCCUAGUGAAAGACUCUUCAAAUACCUACUCAAGUUUGUUUCGGAUGUUGGAUUUAACGGCCAUAAGAUAACAUGUCAACACAAGGCAUUACAGUGUGCCAACAUUCAACCCCAGUUAAGUCGCAGUUAUCCCCCCUGUCUACUGGAGUGGCAUGCCAUACAGCAAUUCACCAACAUGGCACUACCUGUCCGGUUCGCUGAUGAUGUCAAAAUGUUUGGACCGGUAGAGUCGUGGACAUCUGGAGAAAUCUUUACAAGUCAUCUUGUCAGCAGUCGGGGUCUGACGGAAAACAAAUACGGCUGGACUGUGGUUCUUCAGGAGGAGACAGAUUUCUAUGAGUUGAUGGGGUAUGACUAUGUCCUGGAUCUAAUUAGUGAGAUGGAAGUUCCCCCAGGAUUUCCUGCCAAGCCUGCAUACUUCCUCGUGUCCCGAGACAAGAUGAGGGAACCAGUUGGAGCUGUACAUCAUCUAUACAAAGAUUCGCCACACAGUGUUAACAAGGACAGGUUCAUGGUGCUAGUGGGCAGACUGCCAGAAUUAUUAAAGGUAGAAGCAUCACGUCUGGAGAACCGAACAUUCACACCACGUACAAAAGAGAAUGAAGAUAAAAAGAAAAUAGAAUUUUCGAUGACCAGUGCUCUCAACCGACGUCCGACUGAGAUCAUGAUGGAUGGACUGUCUGCAAAUUCUGCCUUGAAUCUGCGUUACACAAAAAGGAAAGCUCCGGGACCACCACCAUCGGUCACAAGUAACGGUCAUAACGGCCACAAUGUGACAAAUGGACUCAGCAAUGGCCACAUAACUCCAAUCUUAGAGGAUGAAGGCACUACCCACGGACUAGCAGGGACUAAGUUAAACCAACGGUACAAUAGCGGUUUAACAAAUGGAACACCGCGUGUACAAGAUCUGAGUUCUACGUCCAAACUAAACGCUAGAUAUGUGAAAUCUUCAGCAGUGGCGAAAAGGAUGAAAAAUGGAGCUGCUGAUAGGAUAUCUAGACGGGAUCGUGGUUUGGAAAAAAUGUCAGCUUCAUCUGAUAAUAUGUCUGUGGGUACCGGACAAGAGUCGGAUUGGUCCCAUUGGGUGGAGGAUGUGUUCAAUAGUGCUCUCAAUGAGCAUGUUGAAACCCUGAGUGACGCACGGUCCAUGGAAAACCGACUGAAGGGUGGAGGUAAAGGCGUUCCUGGCCCGGGGAUGCAGCCUCCACCUGCACCGCCUUUGUCACUCCCACUCAUGAACAAUGUUAAUGUACUUCCUGUAGGGGGAGCCACUGGGCUCGGAUCUUCUCCAUCCACGGCACAAGGAAGCACAGACACACUAAUGCAGCAGAUUCAACAACAGUUGGCAGUCCAACAGUUGGCUCAACAACAGGCUCAGCAACAAGCUCUAAUGCAGGCCUACCUUUCUCAGAUGACCCAAAUGCAAGCCCAAGCUCAAGCACAGGCUCAGGCUCAGAUGCAAAACCAGGCGGCACGACAACAACAAGCCCUGUUUCAGUCAGCACAACAGCAGGGACUCCAGCAACAGCUGUUACAGGCAGGAUUAGGAGGGGGUGUCAACGGGGUCCCCGGACUACCCGGUAUGGGGGCUACAAAUGGGAUGGUUCCUAAUAUUGUGAGCCCUGGGUCCAGCAUGAACUCUGUCGGACCUUCCCCGUUCGUAACUCCCAGGGAUCAGCCUGUGAAUGGAUCUGUAGCUUCUUCGUUUAGUACUACACAAACUGUACCUGUGACAGGCAUAAACACGAUCCAGACAAAUGUAGGGGGUGUACCAAAGAAAGUGUAUAAAAUACGGACACAAUUUGAGGGUCGCACCGAGACAAACGAGUUCAAACCGGCUGAGCAUAUUCCUCCCCUCAUUACUGCCAAUCACGAUAAAAGUUUACAUAUCACCGAACAAAACACAGAAAGUGAAAGUCAUAAAGUGCGACAAAUGGCACUACCUACACUUCCUCCUCCACCUCCUCCUGCUUUCCAGGAUCAGUCGGUGGUCAGUCCACGAAUGCCAGCCCUGCCACCUGCUCCACCACCACCACCUAUGAUUCCCAUAAAUAGUGACUCCUUCAAUAGGGAGGACGGCACCUUCACCUUCACAGAUAAGAAAGGUCGUGCUAGAACUGUAAGAAUUGGCAGAGUAGUGUGGCCUCCACCUGUGGAAAAAGAAUCUAAAUCACGGCCAAACGUGGGCAGGCUGGAAAUUGACGAAGGUGUUGCAAACUCCAUUGAAGAGCAACAUGGUGCUCGUACACAGCAGAAAAAACCAGCACCGGCCCCUCCACCAAAGCAUGAACCGGUCAAGUCAACAAAAUCACUCACAGAAUCUGUUCAUCUUGCCACUCUCCAACUAUUGGAGCAGAAACUGGGAACCAAGGAGCAGAAACUGGGAACCAAGGAGCAGAAACUGGGAACCAAGAAAGCAACCCCACCUCCAUCUCCUCCUCCACUACCCAAAACCCUCCCGCCAGUUAUACCACCCCCUACGCAGCCAGUCCUGGAAACCAAGGUCAUCGAAGUGGCACCUCCCCCGAAGAAGGAGAAGAAGAUGAACAUCGACUUUUCUUCUCUGGAGCGUGUGGUGUGUCGUCUCUACCCACAGGGCAAGGAAAAUUAUCUAACCUACAACAAUGUGCCCUGGUCGCUGAAUGUCCGUAAAGAGGUGUUUCACCCUCGAGAACGCCUGGAGAAUCCUACCGCCCUUCAUGUCAUCUUUUGCCAAGUUGUAGAGGAUGUUUACAACCAUGGUUGUAUUCGCAUUGGCAAGGAUGAGCGUAUAAAGAUGAGAGGCAUGCUGGAGAAUUACGGUAUAAACAGAACAAACUACUUGACUGGUAGUUUCUCCAAUCAAGUGAAGAAGAUUGUCGUGGAUACCGCCAAGGAAUGGGGGACAUACUUCUCUCGUCUCUUCGCUGUCGCCGGUCAGUCAGAGAGAGGUACAGUACGUUACAUUGGAGUGAGCCAUUCUGGGAUCCACCUCAUCGACCGUGAGCGGUCUAUGGUCGAUGAUAAUCUAGAAGUACUUGAACACUUCAAAUUUGAGGAUGUCAUUGAUAUUGUCAUGCCGACCAAGGACACAGUUCAAAUCAACCUCAAAGACAAAUCCAUGGUGUUCUACACAAAUCGGGCGCUGCAAUUGAAACAGAUGAUUGACAUGUACCUCAAUGAAAGUGAUAAGGGUAACAAGUAUGUUAUAGCUGUGAAGGAUUACAUCACGCGUGAAUCCACGUUACUCAGCUUCAAGCGUAGUGAGAUCAUCAAGCUUGUUGAUGCUGAACUACCAUUGGAAGAUGGUUGGCUGUAUGGUUCAUUGAAUGGUGUCCUUGGAUACUUCCCGGCCGAGUAUGUCAAACCUCUACAACGACACGAGGUCGAGAGGUCAGGGGGUAUGAAGGCCCAGCUGACUGAACAUGUUGUACACAGGAUUAUUAGACCUCCUAGCAGAACGGAGGGCCACACAGAUAACAGGAGUGAGACCAGUCAGGGUACUGUGGUUCCGGACGGAAAGUUCUCCAUGAUGGAGUUUGCUCUCCUUCACUUCCGCGAAUCAAUGCAGAAGUUUGAAACUGAAAGAGGAGACGACGGUUCAAUACGAGGAACAGUCAAACAUAUAGAGAGCAUCAAGCUUCGUAAUCUGGACCAGCAAAAACUGCACCGCAGAGGUUCCGGUGAAUGGUCAUGGAAGGAGCAAGCUGAUAUGGUCAAGUGGACACGGUCACCCAUUCAAUCAUCACUCCUGAAGUUACAGACAGCGGAGUUCAAUAAGCUAGCUUUGGAGUGUUUCCUCUGUGUGAUGAAGUUUAUGGGAGAUUAUCCUAUGGGCUCCAACCAAUCAGAGUAUGACUGCGUUCUCAAAGUUCUCAGGUCGUGUCACAAACAUCCGGAGAUGAGGGAUGAAAUCUACUGCCAGCUUUGUAAGCAGACGACGAGUAACAGAAGUAUGAAGCCGAAAAGCUGCAUAAUGGGUUGGAGGUUGUUUUCAAUCAUUGCCUGUUAUUGUGACUGCUCAGAAAGCUUAAGACCAUAUUUGUUCAAAUAUCUGGAAACAACGGCAUCAGAUUCUUCUAGAACAUUCAGUGGAGCUGCAUCAAUAUGUCUGCAGAAUCUUAGAAAGACCUUCAAAUAUGGAGGACGAAAGAAUGUUCCACUGAAGGCAGAGAUUUCAGCCUUAGCGGAUGGACGGGUGUCGAAGAGGUACUCGUUUAUCUACAGCGGUUCUGAGCGUGAGGGUAUGCUCCAAGUUCGACCAUCUCUCGUUGUAAAGGAUGCCAUUGAGGAGAUUUGUAAUCGACUCGACAUUUUUGAUCCAGUGGAAAUGGAAGAAUAUACUUUGUUCCUGAGAACUAAUGAUGAUCACUACAGCCGACUUAAGUCGGAGGAAUACAUCCUGGACGUGACUUCAGAGUUUAUCCGUGGAAACAAGGACUACCAACUGGUGUUCCAACGGACUGUUUGGUUCUUCCCAUUCCGGGACACGGACAACAUUAUAUACAAUGAAUUAAUGUUCUUCCAGUGUCUGCCUGACUACCUAGAGGGACUCAUGAUAACGUUACAGAGUGGCCGUCUGUCCAGACAAGAGGAGGACGACCUCCCCUCGCUUGGUGCUCUCCUGUUUAAGGCUUUUGACAGAGUGGGCACACCAACCAUUAAGGACCUGGCCUACCUUCUGCCUAAGACAAUGAACAAGUUGUCGGACUUUCAGCCACAACAAUGGGUUAACAGAAUACACCACGAAAUGAAUGCUGCCAACCGUCUUGGACCUCUUAAUUGCAAAGCUAAAUUUGUUUCUAUUCUUUCGAGGUGGCCUCUGUUCGGAUCUAUAUUCUUCAUGGUCAAGAAUGCCCCCACACAGCCAGUCAUCAGAGGAGACACCAUUUUGGCUGUCAACAAAAAUGGCAUCCACUUCCUCAGUGAGGCAACUCAUGAGACGAUAAUCCAGUACCAGUUUAGUGAAGUGAUGUCAACGCGGCGCUACAGGAGCGACAGUAAUCAGAACUACCUUGAUAUGAAACUCGGCAAUCUCAUGGUGCAGAAAAUAGUUCGCAUUGAAACAGAUCAGGGAUCCGACAUUUCUAGCCUUAUUGGACAAUAUAUGCAAGUAAUAAAUCGUCAUCGGAAACGACCCGCUGAUAGAAAUAGCAUAGCACACAGGAUGUGAGAAGAUCGAGUAUGCCACAUUGCCUGACUUUAUAGAAUGUUAUAAAGGAGCCAGCUCGUGACAUUCCUUAGUGUGAGAUAUGACAUCAUUAUAGAAAUCAACAUGGCUGCAGGUGUUAUAUUGAAUACAAAACUUCAACCCUUGUGUUUGUGAAAGUCAUGAUGGCAGAUAAGAUGUGGAUUGGCCUGCUGGUGGGAGUUUGUUUUCAGGAGACAUAUGAAAGCAGUGUGAAGGUCUCUGUAGACAUUAUUAUUAUUUCCAAGGCCUUUGAUGGUGAAGUCAAGAUUUCAGGCCAUAACACAAGGAUGUCAACCUUCAAAAACUGCCAAAGGAAUGAUAGAUUUAUAAUGUUAAGAGUUCUUAACCAAAAAAAAUUUGUAUAUUAUUAACUAGUUUUACUGGGAAAAUAAAUGGAAACAUUAUGAUUGUGUGGUAAAAUAUAGACUUUGAUAUGGCUGUGUUUUAUAGACCGCAAACAAGAACGGUCAUGUGCUAAUAAAUAUUAUAUGGAUAGAUGAAAUGUUCACGCCAAAUCCUAUAAGAGUAGCAGCACCAUAUGUGCUAUAUAAACCAUUCCUAAAGUGAAAGUACACAUACUGAGCCUCGGUGUGUUUAGUAGAACAUAUCUGGUGUGUGUUGGAAUCACAGUAACUUAUACAUAAUAUAUGUGAUACUUAUAUCGGGGGUUUGUGAGUCAUUUCAUUUGUUUAUAGAGAACUCAAAAAUCCUGUACAUUUAUGUAACAGAUAUCUACUGUAUGUUACCAAUUCGUUUGUAAUCAGAUUUAUGCAUAUAAUGCUUAUAAAUAUAAUUCUAUAUAUAUAUAUAUAUAUAUAUUUGUGUUUAUCAGAGGCUAUUGUGAUAUAUAUAACAUUCCAUUGUUGUUUGUUGCUAUGGUUACAGAAUUUUUGUUUUCCCCUUAUACAGGAAAUAUUGGUUCUGUAACUCUGUACAGAAUUCUACGUAGACAUUUAUCAUUGUUAAUGAUUACAUUUAUAUUUUGCCUAUUUGCAUAACACUGAGAAAAAUGUUAGUUGUAUUCAUUAAGGGAAAAAAUAAAAACAGACUUCUGGAAAGGACACAACUGCUUUUAGUGAACCAAUGCUGUCCCAUUAUCACAAGAAAUAUGACUUUAACAAGAACAUUAAUUCACUUCAAGUUUUUAUUGAGAUAAGAUACACACAGAGGAGAGGCAAUGACAAGUUUCCUUCAUAAAAACACUGAUUUGGUUAUGUUGAGAAAGCCUGUAUUUGACCUGAAUCGAGGUAAUACUGUAAUACUGUUAUAUACUACAUAUUUAAAUGAAAUUCUAUAAGGAUUAAUGUAUAUCUAUUGUUAUUGUUCAGUUAAUAUGAUCACAUGACUAACACUACACGUUAUGGCCGUCACUGGUAAGGGGAGAUAAUUAGGUUACCUCCCUUUGUCAGUUUCUCUUGUAUAUUGAUUAUCACUUCUAUUCAAACUUUGUUGACAAAAUAAAAAAAAAAAAGCAUGUUCAUCAUAAGCUGAUUUAGUCUGCACAUAUUUAGAACAACCUGGCUAAAUCCCAAGUCAAACAACAACAACAAGAUAUUUAUUCUUGGGAAUCCAUAUAUGCAAGUAAUAGAACCCAACACUGAAAUAUUACCAGGUUCAAUUUAGACAGGGUCGUUUUAGACAGGGUUUCAGUUUGUACUGAUGGAGGUUUUAAUGACUGUACUCUACGAGAUUCUUAAGUUCUCUUGUGAGGAGAGUUUGUGAAGUGAAAUAUGUAUUUCAUUGUGAAGAUAAAUUUCUUGUGAAAAUUUACUGAGACACAAUUAUAAAUUGAAGUAUCUUUAUAUCUUUCAUCAUUCAUUUUCCAAAGUGGAGUCCUCAUAAGUCAUUCAUUUGAAACAUUUGGAGAAAUCAAGAUAUAUAUAUAUAUUUAUCACAUAUGAUUAUAGAAAUGUUUAAUUUCCCAUGCUGUAUCUGUAUAGACAUUUAACAUGAAGAGGCAAAGGCAUACAUGUUCUGCAGGCAAGUUUGAAUGAAGAAUGUUAAUUUACAUAAAUAAUACAUUAAUAAAUAUCAAACAUAUUAAUCCGUCAUGUUUAUAUACCAAGUUGUAUUCAGUGUGUACUUGGCAAGGUCAGUUAAGCUUGUUCUGUUAAAAAAGUUUGUUUGACAUUUGACCUUUACCUUACCUGCUGACAAAGCUAAUUAGCAUAUAUAUAGCUGAUGUAACUUGCUGUGUGACCCUUGUUGCUAAAUAAGUCAAUGCUAGAUGAAAGUUGCUAUGGAAACAAUUUCAAAUCCAAGGAUCUGAUAUCAUUUGCAAAAAAUGUCUACAAAUAAUUUUCAUGGAUGUAUGUGUUGGUAAAAUUUUUGUUUUAGAGAUCUGAAAUGGUGAUCUGGAAAUAAGAUAUGUGGAAUGAAAUCUACAGGUAUAUUGACAAAAGUACAUAGGCCUUCUGUUAUUCAUAAUUGCCAAGUGUAUACACAUGGCAAUGUGGUAUUCAUUGGGACACGAAGCCGAGGGUCUCAUUGGUCAUCUGGUUUGUUUCCUUUCUUUUCGCAAUAUUUGUUGACGUAUUUGUAAUUUUAAUCUCACUGACAAAGUUUGAAAAACUUAAGCUGCCAAAUGAACAUUUGUACAGAGUGACUGAAAUCAUAAACAAAAUUGUCUUUGUGAUUUUAGUUUGUCAGUUGUGUCCAAGUAUAAAUAAAUGUUCACAUUCAAUGACAUGAAUAUUACAUGAUUAAUAAAAUAUUCAGUGAUCAAAUUAUGUUUUUGUCAGGUAUAGGAAUAAAUUAAUCAAAAUGAGGAGGGUCCACAAAAUUAAUUUGUUUCAUAUUGUCUCAAUAUUUGUGACACAGGAGUAAAAAAAAAGUUGAGAUUUUUUAAACCCAGAGAAAUGUUGGGAAGACACUGAAACAAUUUACGGUAAAUUAUUUGCAUAUUCAAAUUUCUCACAUUUCUUGCAAUUUGCAUAUUCGAAUUUUUCACUUAUCUUGCAUCAUAAGAUAAGUGCUAAUGUUUGAAAGAUGAUUUUUUUCAAUGAGAUAGAAAGGAAUCAGUGAAGUAUAGAAUGUCAUUUAAAUCAUGAUGUGAAGGCUUCUUAUUGACUGUAUUAGAUAGAACAGAUGACCAGUACCGCCACUGUUUUAAUUCAAUACAGAUGCUUUAUAAAUAUACUGUACUUAUGCAAAUCAAAAUAUUUAUGAUUUUUACUUUACAAUACACUACAUGGUAGUUUACAUAUAUUCUUCCAUAAAUCAAAGAUUUGUAUAGUUUUCAUUUCGAGCCACACUUAUCCAUUGUUCUUUCUUCACUUUUAAUGCUUCCAGACAAAUACAAGUAGGAGUGGUUAUAAUCGGAAUUACACCAAACAAUAGAAAUUAUUUUACAUUAGAAUUAGUAGAAUUAUUGGAUAUGGUUGAAGAAUAUUAUUUCAUGUCUCAAAUGUUUCUAGUCCAAAACUCACUGGAUAUUUUUUAAAAGACAAAAAAUUAGAUUGUUCCAGGGAAUGUAAGAUAUUCGGUGCAAAUUAAACAGACAAGCUUCUUUUUUUAAUUUCUUAAUCAAACACAUUUUUAUACAUUGUAGCAGUCAAACAUUCUUCACAGUUUCACACAGAGUUAUGGCAAAGCUAAAGUUGCCAAUGAAGAAAAGCGAACUCUUUAUGCUAGGUUAAGUCAAGACACUGUAAAAUACGUUGUAUUCAUGGUAAUUGGAUAGUUUGAAUUAAUUCAAGUUAAAAGUUAUUUCAGUUUUAGAAGGGAGUUAACUCAUAAUGUCAAUCUAAAAUCUAAGGUAGCACGUUCCCAUUCAAAAAUGUGUACAUUAUUAUCUACAGUAUUGUCCACAUAAACUAAUAGACUGUAGUCAUGGGUGUAUAUCAAAAGUUUAAUUUCUAUCAUCAAAGAAAUUAGUUUUCUAUGUUCUCACCAGUAUGGUAGACCAAUAUUUUUUCGUGUUCUGAAAAAAAAAUGGAAAAAAUAUGCUGAAUUCAUUUAUAUAUAAUUUGCAUAAAAAUGAUCACAGAAAAAAUUUUCCUUUUAUUUAUAUCUUAAACAAUUUGAAAAGUAAGCAGAUAUAUUUCAUGAAAUAUAUUCAUGAAAAUCCCUUCUCUUGUAUAAGAGCUCAAAUUACAUUAUGAAAAUUUGAAGGUUGAUAGAUUAUAAAGCUAUGUGUUUAUGACAAAUUAUAUAUGUGCAAUCAUGAUAUAGCGUCUGUUGUAAAUUAUAUACAGUGGGGUUUAUAUGCUACAAUUAGUAUGUCAAUUAACCUUCUAUAUUUUUAUAUUUUCAUGAGCAAUAAACAUUUUAAGUAAUCAAAAUAA
Pecten maximus is the source of this 12671-nucleotide messenger RNA. RefSeq names its product unconventional myosin-XV-like. Lineage: Eukaryota; Metazoa; Mollusca; Bivalvia; Pectinida; Pectinidae. Gene Ontology annotation, molecular function: ATP binding; cytoskeletal motor activity; protein binding. The coding region runs from base 307 to 8367 and encodes 2686 amino acids. Gene Ontology annotation, cellular component: myosin complex; cytoskeleton. The transcript is spliced from 59 exons. The record is from RefSeq and is a predicted model, not a curated record.